AUGCUUAUGCCGUUUUUCAACGACGUCGUCGGUAUUUUAGGAGCGUUAGGGUUUUGGCCUUUGACGGUUUAUUUUCCGGUGGAGAUGUAUAUAAAACAAAGGAAGGUUGAGAGAUGGACUUUUGGAGAUGCAGCACCGGGAAACCUUUUAACCGGUUUUGGUUUCUACAAUCCGUUUUGGCUUCUCGACGUGGCCAACGCUGCCAUUGUAGUCCACCUCGUAGGAGCUUACCAAGUCUUUGCUCAGCCCAUUUUCGCCUUUAUUGAAAAACAAGCUGCGGCUAGGUUUCCCGACAGUGACUUGGUAACCAAGGAACACGAAAUCCGAAUCCCCGGUUUGAAAUCACCGUACAAGGUCAACGUUUUCAGAACGGUUUAUCGGAGCGGGUUUGUGGUUUUGACCACCGUGAUAUCGAUGCUUAUGCCGUUUUUCAACGACGUCGUCGGUAUUUUAGGAGCGUUAGGGUUUUGGCCUUUGACGGUUUAUUUUCCGGUGGAGAUGUAUAUAAAACAAAGGAAGGUUGAGAGAUGGAGUAUGAAGUGGGUUUGUUUGCAGAUGUUGAGCGCUGGUUGUUUGAUGGUCACGUUGGUCGCAGGAGUUGGUUCCAUCGCCGGAGUAAUGCUUGACCUUAAGGUUUACAAGCCGUUCAAGUCUACUUAUUAA
Messenger RNA from Camelina sativa (false flax), 663 nucleotides. The record is from RefSeq and is a predicted model, not a curated record. Lineage: Eukaryota; Viridiplantae; Streptophyta; Magnoliopsida; Brassicales; Brassicaceae.